Molecule: messenger RNA, 3219 nt
Organism: Melitaea cinxia (Glanville fritillary)
Lineage: Eukaryota; Metazoa; Arthropoda; Insecta; Lepidoptera; Nymphalidae
Gene: AMPKalpha
Product: 5'-AMP-activated protein kinase catalytic subunit alpha-2
Exons: 7
Coding region: 35-1597 (520 amino acids)
Biological process (GO): intracellular signal transduction; protein phosphorylation
Cellular component (GO): cytoplasm
Molecular function (GO): protein serine/threonine kinase activity; ATP binding
Source: RefSeq, a predicted model, not a curated record
AAAUUAAUACAAAAAUAAUAUAAAACCGUAAACAAUGUCUGAUAAACCAGUAGUAGCAAGUGGCAAUCAGCCUAUUGUGAAAAUAGGACACUACACGUUAGGAGUCACUUUAGGGGUAGGGACAUUCGGUAAAGUAAAAAUAGGAGAACAUCAAUUAACAAAGCACAAGGUCGCAGUUAAAAUUCUCAAUCGUCAGAAAAUUAAAUCACUAGAUGUCGUCGGGAAAAUCAGGCGAGAAAUACAGAAUCUUAAGCUUUUUAGACAUCCACAUAUCAUUAAACUGUACCAGGUGAUAUCCACACCAACAGAUAUAUUUAUGAUAAUGGAAUAUGUUUCUGGCGGUGAAUUGUUCGAUUACAUAGUUAAAAGGGGCAAGCUUCAAGAACACGAGGCUAGACGUUUCUUCCAGCAGAUCAUAUCCGGCGUGGACUAUUGCCACAGGCACAUGAUCGUUCACAGAGACUUAAAGCCCGAAAAUCUUCUGCUGGAUCAAAACAUGCAUGUUAAAAUAGCAGACUUUGGUUUAUCCAACAUGAUGAUGGAUGGUGAAUUUUUGAGGACAUCUUGUGGGUCACCAAAUUAUGCUGCUCCUGAGGUCAUAUCUGGGAAACUAUAUGCCGGUCCUGAAGUCGACGUUUGGUCAUGCGGGGUCAUUCUUUAUGCCCUUCUCUGCGGAACACUGCCCUUUGACGAUGAGCAUGUACCAACACUGUUCAGAAAAAUCAAGUCGGGAAUAUUUCCAAUACCAGAGUACUUAAAUAAAAGUGUCGUAAGCCUUUUAUGCAACAUGUUACAAGUUGAUCCAAUGAAGAGAGCGACUAUUGAAGAUGUCAAAAAACAUGAGUGGUUCCAGAAAGAUCUACCCGGUUAUUUGUUCCCGUCUCCCGUGGAGCAGGACAGCAGUGUGAUAGACACGGAAGCGAUAGCGGAGGUGUGCGACAAGUUCGGUGUUCGCGAGAAUGAGGUCCACAAUGCGCUGCUGAGCGGAGACCCUCACGACCAGCUCGCCAUCGCGUACCACCUCAUCAUAGACAACAAGAGGAUUGCAGACGAAGCCGCUAAAGCAGAAAUCAAAGAUUUUUAUGUGGCUACAGGUAGCUCGCCGCCGGCCAUCGCGGACAGCGCGCGGCCGCACCCCGAGCGCAUCGCGCCGCUGCGGGACAAGGGCGCGCCCGCCGCGCAGCCCGCGCACGACAAGCAGAAGGGCACGCCCGUCAAGCGGGCUAAGUGGCACUUAGGAAUUAGAUCUCAGAGCAAGCCUAACGACAUCAUGUUGGAAGUGUUUCGCGCGAUGAAGGCGCUCGACUACGAGUGGAAAGUUAUCAACCCUUAUCACGUCAGAGUUCGCACGUUGAACAAAAUGACGCAAAAGCACAUCAAGAUGUCACUGCAGCUGUACCAGGUCGACUACAAGUCGUACUUGCUGGACUUUAAGUCGCUGUCCGGAGAAAAGGAGGACUCAGAGGAGGAACCGUCUCCCCUCACCCCCUCCCCAGUCCCCUUACCCCCAGUGCCCAUCCCAACCCAGCCGCAAGGCCACCACACCAUGGAGUUCUUUGAAAUGUGUGCAGCGCUCAUUAUUCAACUCGCUCGGUAAUAUUCUAGAACUUCUAGCCUAUGAUAGAUUUCUAGAAGUGACAACAAGUAACAUCCAAAGUACCCUUCGGUCUUGAUAAUUAUUGCAAUAUAGUUAAUUUUGAAAUAUACUUUGUUUUAUGUAAAUUGUGUAAAUUAUUUUGUUUUGUGUAUUUUGAGUAAAUUAUUUUUGGAGAAUCACUUGUGAUGUUGUCAUUAAUGUUUAAUCAAUAUCCAAGUGCAAUUUCAUUGGAAGUAUAUUGUAAGCUUAAUCUCUUACAGAAGUAUUGUAGCAAUUCCAAAUUAGGUUUCUUUAUUAGUUAUGUAUAUAUGUGACAUAGUUUCAAUUGAAUAAAAUCUUGACUUGAAACAAUAACGGAAAUUGUCCUAGAUAUUAUUAUUGUACUUUAUUGUAACAAAAAAAAAAAUUUUUAGACAAGUUUGUAAUUGUAAAAAAAAUAACUCAUAAAUAGUAAUAUAUUUUGUUAAAUAUAAAAAAGUUGACUAUAAUAAAAUAAAGAUAAUAAUUUGUAGACUUCGCUUUACUAAUAGUAAUACAUAACUUAAUUAUUAUUAAUAAUUUAUUUCAAUAAUGAAAAUAACCUGCCCCAGAGUAUUGUAUGAAACGUUUAAUAAUGUAUUAAUAUACAUGUAAAUAGAACAAAAUGAGAGCUGAUGUCAGUGUCGUCACCAAAGAAAAUAAGAAAGUGCCUUUGUAUGUAAGAUAUAUUCCAGUAGUGUGUCCUUUAUUUUCGACCUUAAUUUCAAUUAAUAAAAACAACUUUUGACCUUAUAUAAUACAAAAUUGUCGCCUUUUUAUAAUUAUUAUAUGUAUUGACAUUGAAAUUGUGGAAAUUAAAUUUAUUUAAAAAUGUUUCGCUCGCUUUUAUAUGGGCGACAGUGUGUUAUAAGUAUAACUAAAAAAUAUUAAAAUUGGGUCUGAAAAUAGUUAUCAAAUUUUAAUUUCUUUAACAUUAUUUUUAGAUGAUUUUAUUGAAGAUCGGAAUUAAUUUCAUUCCUUUCAAGCCAAGUCUAAUAUAAAGUAAAUAUCUAAAAAAUCAUAAGUUUGUUCCUAUUAUACUAAAUAGCCUAUAACAAAUGAAUUUGUGUGACGUAGACUCAAUCGUGACGUUGAUAUCCAGUAGGAUAGUCAUUACAUCUGUCAAAUUACACAGUAUGAUAAUUCAUACACAAAUUUAAUAUUUUUUUGUCACUAUAAAAUGACUGCUUAUGUAUCAGUGAGGUAAUUUCAGUAGAGACUAUGGGUGUACCUAGAACUUUGUUAAUGUGGGGCAAAAAAAAAAGUUUGUUAAUAGGUCGAUAAGUAGGAGAAAAUUAAUUAUUUUCACUAGCUACACUACUUCAAUAAUAAUAGCUAGAGGUUUUGACUCAAUCUAUUUAAAUCUAAAAUAUCAAUUAUUUACUAAAGCUUCGAGUCAGGGUGAGGCAAAUGCCCCCACCUUGUCUCACCGUGGGAACGACAAUUCUUGUUCUUAAUCAAAUUACAGCAGUCACUUUCUGUAUAAAGCAAUAAUUUUAAAUUUUCCCAAGGUGUCGGUUAUCGUAAAAUAAAAUGUAGCUUUAAUGUCAUUGAACGUAGCGUAGCUUCAAGAUUAUAAGGAAAAAUAAAUUAUUUAGAUCGCG